AUGAAGUUCGUCUCGGUUGCUGUAGCGGCUCUGGCUACUCUGACCAUCGCCCGACCAGGCACGCUCAACGUACCCAAGGCGGACGACCAGCCCACUACGCCUGCGAACCCGCCCCAGUCUCAGGAUUGUGUACAGUGCGCUGCAAACUACGGCAACGUCUGCUUCGCAGAUGUGACGUGCUUCCAGUCAUGCAACGACGAAUGUCAAGAUUGUGUCUUUUGCUGCGCUCCACAGCAGAGCGAGCUUCAUCAGCGCGACUCGUCUCCAUGCCAAGGAUGCUACGCAACAUAUGAUGAGUGCAUCGAACUAUGCCAUGACGACGUGACAUGCCGCAAAGCAUGCGACUCCGAUAUGUGCAACUCAUCUGAAUGCUUCAGUUGCCAGAACUCCAAUUGUAUCCAUACUGCGCUCGUCAACGCCGGCCUCUCGAAGCGCGAGGACACCAGCCCCGUCAUCUCGGAUCGUCCACCGCAGACAGAAGAGAGCUGUGAUGACUGCGACGUAACCUACGAUGAGUGCCUUCACACGUGCAAUUUCACCGACCAAUGUAUCAGCCGCUGCAGAAGCAUGCUCUGCGGCUCGCAAUUUUGCCGCACGUACUGCGGCUAUGACGUCUGCCACAAGCAUGAAUCCACCAUUGACGACGUCCCGGCGGCUCCCUCCACUCUCUCAAAGCGUGAAGAUACUAGCCCUGUCCUCUCCGGCCUUCCACCACAGACAGAAGAGAGCUGUGAUGACUGCGACGUAACCUACGAUGAGUGCCUCCACACGUGCAAUUUCACCGACCAAUGUAUCAACCGCUGCAGAAGCAUGCUCUGUGGCUCGCAAUUUUGCCGCACGUACUGCGGCUAUGACGUCUGCCACAAGCAUGAAUCCCCCAUGGACGAGGUCUCGGCGACUCCCUCGACUCUCUCAAAGCGUGAGAAUACUAGCCCCAUUCUCUCUGGUCGUCCGCAGAGCAAGGACGUCCUCGCAGUCCGGGACAGCGACGAUGUGCACCUGAUUGCACGGUCCGACACCCUUGACGAAAUACUUGCCCAGCUCCACGACCCUGCUACCACGUCUGUGGACAAAGACACCACUGACUCAAUUCUCGCGAACCUCGAAAACCUCCCUGCGGAGGACCUGGACGAUGACGACAUGAACAAAGUCAUCCAGAUUGCUCGUCUCCUUUGGAAAUUGUCUCCAGACCUUCAGGACAUAUUCGAUGAUAUGGAAAGCGAAGGGCUUGAUCAGGGAGAAGGGAGCAAGCUCACAAUACUUGCUGCUCUCGUUAUGGCUCAGAAUACACGUUCGAACGCUAUCAACGGCACCCUCGCUCGGGACCUCGCUUCUCUGCCCGUUCCUCCGCCUCAGUGCCUAGGGUGCGAGAAUCAUUAUCUCGAGUGCAUCCGAGACAGUCGUCAUCCACCUAGUACAUGCAGGGAGGCCAUCUGUCUGAACCCGGACUCAAACCAUCGAUGCAAGAACGAGUGCGGCUUCACGGGCUGCAAGACCGAACCAGUCGGCCAUCCUCCCAAGUCUCUGAACACGGGUUCGGACGCUAUUGGCGGAAUUCUCGCCCGAGACCUCGAUCCUAUCCCCGUUCCUCCGCCUCCAUGCCUUGGGUGCGAGACCCGGUAUCUCAAGUGCAUCCAACCUUGCCCUACUGAUCCUGGAUGCCAAAAGGCAUGCAGGCAGGCUGUCUGCCUAAACCCGGACUUGAAUCAUCGAUGCAAGAACGAGUGCGGCUUCACGGACUGCUAGGCGGAAUCGGUCGGGUCCCUUCCUAGGUGAUGGUUUCAAAUGAUAGCGAUGCUCAAGGCCCAAUCAGUAGUCUCUGUCCUAAGUCCUGGUUAUUCGGCAACUGCUCCGUGAAAUAUCGGAAUCGAUGUUUAUAAACUUCCGAGAACAGAUUAGCGUGCUGUAUCUUUGAUAUUUUCGAAUGGAAGUUUUCUCUGCUC
Molecule: messenger RNA, 1943 nt
Organism: Mytilinidion resinicola
Lineage: Eukaryota; Fungi; Ascomycota; Dothideomycetes; Mytilinidiales; Mytilinidiaceae
Exons: 8
Coding region: 1-1746 (581 amino acids)
Source: RefSeq, a predicted model, not a curated record